Molecule: messenger RNA, 2742 nt
Organism: Poeciliopsis prolifica (blackstripe livebearer)
Lineage: Eukaryota; Metazoa; Chordata; Actinopteri; Cyprinodontiformes; Poeciliidae
Product: apolipoprotein A-I-like
Exons: 8
Coding region: 269-1201 (310 amino acids)
Source: RefSeq, a predicted model, not a curated record
ACAUCUAUAAUUGUAAGAUUGGAACAAGUGACGGUGUGGCUUUCUUAUGAUUCCAGCAUUAACGGAGACAAAACACAGCGUUUGCAGCAACUCUCCCAUUGCAUGUAUGAGUUACCUUUGAGCUCAUCGCUGUGAGGGAGCUAAACACUGCUGGAAAUGUGCACACCAUGUCCUUCCUUACCACGCGGCACACCCACAUCUUGCAACCCGAAAGGAUCAGAAUGGGAGAGUUUUAGAUCUGGAGCAGUCGGGAACGGACAGACAAGCAAUGAAGAGGUUUUUCAGAGCCCAGAGGGACGAGGACUACAGUCAGAUCCAGUACCUGACCGCCAAAUGCACCCGCCUGGCUCAUGAAAGGGCAGUGCUGGAAAGAGAAUUUCUGGUGUCCAGAGAGAAGGAGAGGAAGCUGCAGAAUGAACUGGAAGCUGUGACCUCUCGUCUCCUGCAGCAAGAGCAGCUGAACCUGGAGCUCAGGAUAAACCAGGACAGGCUCAUCUGCAGGAUCCGUCAGCAGCAGAACUUGGUGGACGUCCUGCAGCAACGGAUGGAAUUGCUUGCAGAGGAGAGUCGUCGGGAUGUGGAGCUGCUGCAGCAGGUCAACUCAGAGUUGGUGUGUCUGCAAAGCUCCGAGGUGCAGCUGGAGGGCCUGGUGGAGGAGCUGCAUGCUGAGGCCCAGCGUCGAGCAGCUCUGACAGACAGACUGCAUGCAGAGUUGUGCAGUAAGCUGGUGCAGCUGAAAGAAAUGCAGGAAACCAACAACGGUCUGACAGAAGAGCUGAAGGAUCUCCGUAAAACUCAUCUGGAGGAGGUGAAGGAACUGCAGCAGGAGAAUAAAGGGAGCCUGAGUAAGUUGCAGGAGACGGCAGAGCAGUUCGAGUGGCUCUGUCAGCAACAGAAGUACUGGAUGCGUUGUGUGAAAAGAUUCAAAGACUAUCUGAUGGAUGAGAGACAAACUCUCCUGCAUCAGCUCAGCACUUUGGAGAAGAAAAUUGGGGAACAGAAGAAGAGCUCAGAUGAUGGCAGUCCAGCACAGAGUCUCCUGCGCCCUCUAGAGGAAGCAGAGAGACCUGGCAGUGUAACAUCAUUGGAUACAGACGCGGUGACAGAUCUGGAUUCCCAGGCGGGAAACUCGAACAUGAUGUAUGAGGAGCUCAUUACACAGGCGGGGAGUCCUAUCAGCAGAUACCAGGAACCUCCUUGAAGACUAAAGCCAUCCCAUCUUCUCCCAUUUUUCUCAACUCAGAGGUUUUAACUACUAGAUGUGUGUGGAUUGCCUUCCAGUCUUUGUUUUACAGAAACCAAACCUGCAUUGUUUUCCUUCCAGUAUUGUUCAUUAAAACCCAUUCAUUAAGCUCUGGUCCCUUCCCCCCUUUUGUACUUACUCCUGUCCCAUAUGUGCAUCAUAUGUGCUUAAAUUUGUUAGGUCACAUUUUUCCAGUAAUUGUCCAUUUUUCAAAACCUUGUAAUCAACACUGCUAAUAGGAGCACCUGAGAAUGUUCUCUUUUGUUGUUUGGCUCGUAAAUCCUCAGCUGGCGCACAGAGGACACAAACAAACACACUUUUUUUACCGAAACAAAGCGCCAUCACUGGGUUUCUGUUUCCUUGUCACUCGCUUUCCCUUGUGAGCAAUUAUCAAAAUAUCUGUAUUGUAAUUUGGUUCGGAUCAGCAGCAACCCAAGUGAAGCACAGCCCAUCGCCUAGCAACCAAAGCUGCGCUCCAGCACAUUUAAUCAGCUUAUUUUACUGCUGUACAAUGGCUGCUGGAAAAGAGAAGUUUUUUGUUGUUGAUUUACCAUCCAGAAACCACUUGCUGCCUUCAUGUUGGCUGCGCAGGAGGCUUUUAUUGUUCCUUUUCACAUUGUUGAAAAGGAACAAUAAAACUGGGCAAGAGAAAAACAAUAUUUCUGAUUCAUCAUAGAGAAAGUCAUCAAGUCCUUCGCAUGGUUCUCUGAACGUCUGUUGAUUUUUGACAUUUUUUUAUAAAUAUGAACUAAAACGUCAUCUACGGUUGACAAGAUUAAGAUGACUGAAGUUAAAAUUAAACAAAUAUUUAUUUUUUGCUGUUUUUGAAAAAGGUGAAAUCAUAACUGUCUACUUUAUAUUUGAAUGGUUAAGUCAACAAUCUAAAUAUCUUUUGUUUGUCCAUUAAUCUAUAAUUUUCUAUACAUUAAAAAUCUCAGGGGUCAAUCAACUAUAUUGACCCCUGGGUAAUACAUUACCAAAGAAUUUAGAGAAAAAAACAAUCUGAAGAUACCGAUAGGAACUAAUUUACUAUUAAUAAGGCUAAUAAUCUAUUUAUUCAAGCAAAGCCAACUAUCUAUUUUGGUGCCCUGUUUCUCCAUCAAAUAUAUUUUAUUUCACAACUUUUAGCAGAAUAAAGGCUGUCAAGACAGUUUUUAAAAAUAUAUUCUGUGGAAAAGGUCAAAUAUGAAAGAUGUUUUGAAACCUGGACUAUAAAGAAAAUAUAAUCUGCCUGGAACAGAGAGUUCACCUUGUUCUCUGUUUCUAUGAAGAUUUAAAAAUGUAUCAAAGCUUACUGAUUUUAUUGCCACAGUCAAAAUGGAUUGAAUGAAAUGAAACUUCUGUAUUUGCACAUUUUUGGAAUCCAGCUAUGCUACAUUUAGCACAAUUAUUGACCAUAUUAAACAUCAAAUUGUAUGUUUCCACUAAGCAUGACCUCUGACUUUGAACACAAAAUAACCUGACAUUUUCAAAAAUAAAUUUGCUUUAUGGAAACAUGG